UUCCGCGACGUGAACAAGUGGACGACGUCCCUCCUGCGUCAUACGCGCGCCGCUUCGCUCCCGAUACACUUCUUUUCCCGAAAGCCCCAAAGAUAGAUGUUCCGAUUUCAGUCCCUUGAUGAAGACUGUACGUUGGAGGAAGAAGACACGGGACUGGUAGAAGAGGAAGAUGAAAUCGAUCAGUUCAAUGACGACACCUUUGGAGCUGGGGCCAUCGAUGACGACUGGCAGGAGGAACACAAACGCCUGGCUGGGCUCGAUAAGAGGGACGGGCCAGGAGCGGAGCUGGGGUUGGAAGUAGGGGGAAUGGGAGGAGAAUCAGAUCUAGGCAGAGGUGAGGACUCGUCCUCCACCCAUCUCCUUUCCUCAGCGGGCCAUCUCCCCCUUCCAUCUAUCCUCCCUUCACUGAAAUUUGCCUCAUCUUCCUCUGGACUGGCUCCACCAGAUAUGGAGGAUCGAGGACGGGGAGGGGACUUGGCUGAGUCCCUGGCCAGACUCAUCCUGGAGGCUGACCCCGCCAUCGCCGGGGUGGGAGCAGCUGAGAGGCCUAGUCCUUCGCGUUCCAGCCUGUCCACUUUGCAGGGCUUGGACCGACCCAGAGUCCUGCCCCAGCCCCCCUCCAUCCCUCAUGCCACUCAACCACACCAGCAUUCCCAUCACCCCCAGCACCAGCUGCCUCCUGGGCCCUCCGCCUCAAGCCUUCCUCCUGGCCCUCCUUCUUCGUCCCUGCUCAGCUACCAACAGCAGCAGCACUUGAUGCGCAGAGGGACUGCGCCUAUGGCCCAGAUGAACUCUCACAGUAUCUGGGAAAGCAGUAUGGGUUUUGGGCCAGUCAGUCUCACCCCUGGACUUGUUACACACAUGGAGGAUAGUCCUCUGAUGUCUAUAAUCAAGGAGGUGGGCCUUCCGAAACGACCUCCUCAGGGUAGGAUUGAUGAAGGACGGGAUUUGUCAGAGAGGGUACCACCUCCACGCUCGUCUUCCCCUGUGAUUGGCUCCCCUCCGGUGAGGGCAGUGCCUAUUGGAACCCCGCCCAAACAGCCAAUGAGCCAUGCUCUAAAUCAUCAGAUCCACCAUCCCACGGCGGUUCAUGUGAGAGCCCCGGUCCAGCACAGAUUCCCUCCUCCUUUCCCUGAGCGUGUGUCACCCAACACCCUCUUAAAUAUAGCUAACUCUCCGCUGUGUCGUGGUCCGUUCCCCCCCGGUGUUGGUCCGGUCCUGUCCCAGAUUCAACGAGCCCAGCUGCUCAACUCUCAGGUGGCUGGUUUUCCUCGCGGUGGACCAGGUCCUCCUUUGUUACCGGGCUGUGGUGGGGGUUUCAGGCCAUUCUUUGGGGGCCCCCCUCCUCCACUAGGUCACAGAAUGGGCCCGCCCCCUCACGGCCACCUCAACCACACGCCACCUAUCCGGCACAACACCACCCACCUCCACCCCCAGCACCGGCGCAUGCUCACCCAGCGCAUGCAGAACCAGGGAGGGGACCGUUGCAGGACUAUAGGGGACCGGCGCAGCAGGGACCCCUACAGUAACCUUAUGACUCAGAAAGAGAAGGAAUGGGUAACCAAGAUCCAGAUGAUGCAGCUACAAAGUACUGACCCUUAUCUGGAUGACUACUACUAUCAGAACUACUAUGAAAAGAUGGAGAAACGUCAGGAAAGAGAGAGGGACAGCAGCAAGAAGGAACACACCACCAAACUGAUCACACCACAGGUCGCCAAGGUUGAACACACUUACAGACCAGUUCAGUUUGCAGGCUCUCUGGGUAAGCUAACUGUCUCCAGCGUCAACAACCCUCGCAAGAUGAUUGAUGCUGUGGUGACAACACGUACGGAUGACGAGGAGAAAAGAGAGAAGCAGGUUUGGAACAAGAGGCGACAGAUCCUCUACACUGUGGAGAAGAUGUACAGUUUGCUGUUGGAGGUUCAAGACUUUGAGAAACGUUUUGUACAGGCGCCAGAGGAGGACAGGGAGGCUCUUCUGGAGCAGCAAAAAACCAACACGAUGCAGCUGUGCAACUCUCUGCGGGAGAAGGAGUGGGACGACAGAGUGAGUGAUGAGAAGUGUGUGAUGAUCAUGUCAGUGAGGAAGGGCAAGAGGCUCAUCUCCAGGCUCCUCCCCCUCCUUCCCUCACCCCAGGCCGCCGCCGUUGUCAUGGCGAUUUCCCGCAACAUUCCUGCCAUUGCCAAGAAGGACAAGCAGGACCAGGUGCUGUGCUGGUUAAUGGAGCCGGUUUCUGCAGUGAUCCAGUCAAUGUCAAGCUCCGCCCUUACAGACUUGCUCCAGGAGCUUCAGGGCAGUGAGGGCCAACUAGUUACAGUACUGCACAACAAGUUCGGUGUGACACUGCUGUAUCUGAUCCUGAGCGAAGGAGAGAGGAUGCAGAGCUCUGAUCCCAACUGUCAACUCAUGGACGACAAUCGAUGGACUGAGUUGGUGUUUUCCGUGACGAGGGAGUUGCUCAGCGUCCCCAGCUCAUCCCUCUCUCCUCCCCUCUUCACGCCUACCAACCUGCUCUCCCUCUUCUCACGCUACGUUGAUCGGCAGAGGCUGGAGCUAUUACAGGACAAGUUACAGAUCACUUCUUUGUCCAGGUAGAAGUUACAAAAGACAUCAACACAAACCCUUCCCCACCGGAUGCAGAACUUUCUUUUUGUGCGUCUUGUUUGUGUGCGAGUGUGUGCGCAUGUGCUCUUGAGGUGAAUCCACCGUGGAUUGAAUUUUAAUACCGCAGAAUAUCUUGUCACUUGUUUUCUUUGUCUUUAGUCUCUGGAGUGUGUUUGUCCGUGUGAGUGAGUGAAUGAGUGACAGUCCAUGAGAGACAGACAUUGUGACGACUAUAAUGAAAUCUGCAAUUUUAAAUAUCUUGUUUACAAUAAUGCCUGUGAUGAAUCUUCAAAUUAAAAAGUAUUUCUAUUUCUAGUGUUUCAGUCCAAUCUUAUGGUGCUGGGACCAAACAUUGUGUGAAACAACAUGAAGUACUUCUCUUACAACAUUGUCACACUAACAAUGGCCAGUUUUGGCAAAAAAAAAAAAAAAAAAAAAGGAACAAGCAGAAUUCUAGGCAAACAACAAAUGUAGUGGAAAACGAUGUGGUUUACAUAACUCUGUCUAGAGUUCAUGUUUUUUCAAGUUUCAUGUUUAAAAGUGUUUGGAGACCCUUUAACUGUAAUAGCCAUCAAAAGAUUAAAUGGCUGGCAUUACUACUUUAAUAAACAAAAGUGUUCCAAAAAGUCAGCAUACCCAAAUGUUUUCUAAUAAGAGGCAUCAGUUGAAAAUACAUGUUUACAAAUUUAUACUUUUUCAAAAUUGAUUGUAUCGUAAAGGGACUAAGAAGGAUUCAUAAUCAAAUGGAAAUACAAAGGUGAAAGUCUUCAUGACUUGUCAAAUUAUGCAGCAAUGCUUAUGACAGAGUAUUUGAUCCUUCAGACUUUGUAUUAUUUAAUAAAUCAGAACUUUUUAAGACUUAAGUUAGCCAUAUAAUUCUCUGUACCAUAGCCAGUUGGCACAUAAGAAAUAAAAUAUUACAGUACAAGUUCAUGAAAGUCAUAGUGAUUACUAAUUUAUUUUGUCUGUUUAUGAAGAGUUUAUUUUUUUAAUUCAUGAAGGAUAGGCCAUCGCAACACUGGGGUGAUAUUAAGCCACACAUCUAAAUUGUACCACAUUCAGAGGGUCAAAAACAGAAAUUCUACAUGACUGACAUUAUCACACAGGCUUUGUAAUUUUCGCAAUAUAAAAACAACCAAGCUGGACAGAAUCAUGACCAUCUGUUCCAGUAAGUACAG
Anoplopoma fimbria (sablefish) is the source of this 3782-nucleotide messenger RNA. RefSeq names its product PAT1 homolog 1, processing body mRNA decay factor (gene patl1). The coding region runs from base 97 to 2595 and encodes 832 amino acids. Gene Ontology annotation, molecular function: RNA binding. Gene Ontology annotation, biological process: P-body assembly; deadenylation-dependent decapping of nuclear-transcribed mRNA. The record is from RefSeq and is a predicted model, not a curated record. Gene Ontology annotation, cellular component: P-body. Lineage: Eukaryota; Metazoa; Chordata; Actinopteri; Perciformes; Anoplopomatidae. The transcript is spliced from 20 exons.